AUAAUCAUGAAAUGAAACACCUUAGGAAAACUUGUUAACAGCGUCAAAGCUGUAAGUUAUUCAACAGAACGAUAGCACUUAAAUUGUAACAGCAUUAUCAUGUAAAACAAUUAUAAACACACGGUAUUUUUCACACCUUUAUUCGCAUCAAACAAUACGUUAUCGCACUGGUUUUGUCAAAUGUCUCAGAAUGGAUUAACCAUUAAUCUUGUAUAAUAGAGUAAUAAUUCAAACAAUGCGAGGGGCUUCGCAUAACUUGAAUUUUAUGAAAACAUUUAAAAAAGAAGAAAUUGACACUUGGGGGAAAAGGGAGCAAAGACCCACCCGGGUUAUAUUAGAUUCUGCGUUAAAAUGGAGCACGUUAUAUUGAAUGUACAGUGUGCUUACAAAGAAAUGGGAGAUGCUGCGACAGAACGGAAGCCCUUGUUAUCGAAGUCGUCUGUAGGAGCAACCGGGCCACCCCAUGCUAGAUAUACUAGUGAGCUUGCAAGUGAAUACCAUCAAGUGAAAGAGAAACUUAUAACGAACAGAAAUAGACACAACUCAAUAUCAAGCAAUAUCUCAUCAAACGAAUCAAGUCCGCUGUUGUGCGGUGCCGACAAAGACAGUGACGUUGGUUACAAACAUUACAUUACAUACGGCGGUAUAUGUUCAGGCGUAUCCGGAGUUUGGGGUUGCGAUUCCCAAGUUGUCGUUUCCAGUUUGGAACCAUCGAUUAAUGCGAUAGAGGAAAGGCCUGAUGAUGACGAAAUCGUGGAGAAUACAGACGUUUUGACGUGUUCACCAAAUACACGGCUUUACAUAUAUGGUCUACUUGUGUUCUUGUGUAUUGCAGGUUUAUGUGAAUACAUCACCAGUGAAAGUCCGUCGGCUCUUCAGAAGCACGUGGUUAAGGACAUUGACAUCUCCGAGACGCAGUACAUGGGCUUUUACUCCACCGUCCAGUGGGCGGAAAUCAUCUCAAGUCUCGCGGGAGGCUUUAUGGUGGACCGGAUCGGCAACCCCAUCAGUCUGGUUACCUCCGCCGGAUUGAUCACAAUCGCGCAAACGAUAUUUGCCGUAGGGGCUCUUCUCCGAAACUAUGGGACGAUGUUUGGCGCUCGAAUAUUCCUCGGGUGAGUACCGAAGUUGAAG
Molecule: messenger RNA, 1134 nt
Organism: Dreissena polymorpha
Lineage: Eukaryota; Metazoa; Mollusca; Bivalvia; Myida; Dreissenidae
Exons: 3
Coding region: 352-1119 (255 amino acids)
Molecular function (GO): transmembrane transporter activity
Source: RefSeq, a predicted model, not a curated record